AUGUCACGCCAUGGCGCGUCGGGGCAGGGCCAGAGCAAGACCUGGCAGUGUCGCGACCCCACGCGUGCCUUCGCCAACUUUCUCUUCAGGCCUGCCUGUCGGGAGUGUGGGUCGAGGGCGCCGCAGCGCGUCAUCAAUCAGCAACGGGAGCAGCGGCAGCAGAUAACUUCGGGUGGGAACGGCAAGGCGCAGCGGGGCAAUGCCUGGCUUAACGGUCCUCCUGUCCUCCAGAGCCAAGGCGGCUCAAGGGCUGGCGGGCGCGCCAACGCCAACGCCACGGAGUUGUCAGGUGAGGAUAUCAUCAAGCUGCUCGAGUCACGAGGGCUUCAAGCGGGCUCGGACAUUGACACCAAGCUCACUGAAGUGCUCAAGAAAGCAGAGGAGCCAGGGCCCGCAGACCUUGGCUCCAAGGGGCUCCAGGACUUGCUCCAGAGGCAGUCGCGGAAGCUCAAGCAGAUCGAAGGAUCCACCGAGAGAGUGCAGAAUGCCAAGGCCGCACUCGAGGAGGCUCAGCGCUACUAUGAGCAGGAGUGCCAGCAGCUCAAGACCGAGCCUCCGGAGCAAGAUGGCGAGUCUGAUCCAAAGCACGAGCUCCAGAUGCUGGAAGUCCUGGAGCUGGCUGUCAAGAAAUGCACUUCUCGCUUCUCCAUCGAUGCCACUGCGGUCCUGGCGGCCACGGAGGCGAAGAAGGCGGAGUUCACAUCGAAGUUGCCGAAGGUACAUCCAGUAUGGUUCUUUGGACGCUCAAUCCCAGCACGUGGUCAGCUGCGCAGGCCAUGUUGGAGCGGGCGAAACAUGGUCAUGAAGGUGGACCAGGCCUCCCUGACGUUCUCUGUCUCCAGAAGCCACCUCCUGUGCGCAGAGCACCUCCUGAAGCUCGAGAGGAUCAGUGGCCGUGGCAGAUUGGAUCGGAGUACCCAUCUGGCCUUCAGCAAGCCUGUCAAGUCUGGUUUCGACAUGUUGAAGCCGAUCUUCUGGAUUUUCACGAUAUUCAAGGAUGGUGUGGGCAAUCAUGCACUGGCAGAUCAGACGGGCUUCGAGUUCAGCAUGUGGAGCUUGAGGGGCGCUGGGUCCGAUCAAGACGCGCGGCUCAUCAAGGGCAACGCUAUGGCCGACAAGUGGGCCAAGGUGCGGAAGACCCCCAUGGUGUCGACGCUGGCCUUGUUGCUGCAACAGGUGGUCCUUGGGUUUUUUGAGGGCAUAGUGUUGUCAGGAGCGAUGGAGGCGCAGAUGGCGGACGUCAAGGCGCAGGCCCUCGAGGAGUUCUCUGCAAUGGCGAUCGAGACGCUCCCCCAAGAGCCCCCUGCUGCACUGGGCAAGGCGGCAGGGCCACUGUUCGGGAAGCUGGAGAAGAAGUGGAAGGACUCCGUCAAGCGCCUCCAGGGUGCAAGGAUCUCUGGGCUCGAAGGACAUACUCAGCCGCUUGAGCAAAGGCUGGCGCACCUGGAGAAUGAGCUGGACUUGGCCAAGGCGCGCCCCAAUGAGGCACCCGUCGCGUCCAGCGACUGGGACAGGGUUGUCGACCACUCGAUCCUGGUCGCGCGCUCGCCCGACCAGGUCCUGAAAGCGAAGGUCGGCUCGCGCUCAUCACCGUUCUUCAUCUCAGCUGACAGGAACCGACAAGAUAUCGCGACAGAGAUGGCGUGCAAACGUCUACGCCGAGCACUGCUGCAUAAUGGCAUGGGCAUCGUCACGUUCAUUGAUCGGCGAGGGUGGCCAGCUUCUCUCGACAUGGGAACCAUUGGCGAAUAUUACGCCGAAUGCAUCGACGAGAAUACUGGAGGCCGGGUCGGCGACGGGAUCUGGAUGGGCAUCUUCUGCGAGAUGACAGAGUUUGCCUUCGAUCAGCCGACGCGCUGGCGCGAGGGCACCCAUGUCUCCGGCUUCUGGCAGGGCGUUCCCGGCAGGGACCCCAUUGCCCUGGAGGGAUCGGGGUGCGGGCGCCCUCUCCUCCUCGGCAGGAGGGCGGGGAGAGACCAGCGGAGGGGCAGAAAACGGGGGCGCCCCCCGCCCGACGGGGACCGGCAGAGGGCUGGCGGAAGCUGCUGGGAUGUCGUCUAGACGUACGGGUGACCUCUCGCCGGAGUGACUUUUGAUUCUCAGAGCGUGAAUUGCCUACCCCGCUCUCGCUUCCAGG
Messenger RNA from Prorocentrum cordatum, 2137 nucleotides. The record is from the annotation of a GenBank genome assembly. NCBI's taxonomy places the organism in Eukaryota, Dinophyceae, Prorocentrales, Prorocentraceae.